AUGCUUUAUUACUCGAAACAGGCUUACAUCGCCUACGGCGCCACCAUCUUUGGCACAAUCGUGUUUUUGAACUUGCUGUUCAGUGGGAACGGGGAGCAGUUCAACGUGGGGAAGUUUUUGACGGAGACUUCGCCGUACAUGUGGGCGUUGCUGGGAACUAGUCUGACGGUCGGGUUGAGCGUUAUUGGUGCUGCAUGGGGAAUUUAUGCCACUGGUUCAAGUCUUUUGGGUGCCGCUGUGCGAGUUCCUCGUAUCAGGACCAAGAACCUUAUCAGUAUCAUCUUUUGUGAAGUCGUCGCCAUCUACGGUCUCAUUAUCGCCAUCGUCUUCUCGUCGAAACUGAACGAUGCAGAAUUAGCGGAUGGUGCAACAUGGCCUAAAUCUGCUUAUUAUUCAGGAUACGCUUUAUUUUGGGGUGGCUUGACGGUGGGAUGUGCGAACCUUUUCUGCGGCAUAUCGGUCGGCAUCACGGGAUCCACUUGCGCAAUAGCAGAUGCCGCCGACCCAGUCUUGUUCGUCAAGGUUCUGAUUAUCGAGAUUUUCGGGUCGAUUAUUGGGCUCUUUGGCCUCAUCAUUGGAUUAUUGAUGACGUCCAAGGUUCGGGAGUUCGAUGUAAAGUAG
Messenger RNA from Fimicolochytrium jonesii, 621 nucleotides. RefSeq names its product ATP synthase subunit C-domain-containing protein. Bases 1 to 621 code for a protein of 206 amino acids. Gene Ontology annotation, molecular function: proton-transporting ATPase activity, rotational mechanism. NCBI's taxonomy places the organism in Eukaryota, Fungi, Chytridiomycota, Chytridiomycetes, Spizellomycetales, Powellomycetaceae. The record is from RefSeq and is a predicted model, not a curated record. Gene Ontology annotation, biological process: proton transmembrane transport. Gene Ontology annotation, cellular component: proton-transporting V-type ATPase, V0 domain. The transcript is spliced from 4 exons.